This is a messenger RNA of Drosophila serrata, 1369 nucleotides long. It is a transcript of the gene Arp6, whose product is annotated as Actin-related protein 6. NCBI's taxonomy places the organism in Eukaryota, Metazoa, Arthropoda, Insecta, Diptera, Drosophilidae. The record is from RefSeq and is a predicted model, not a curated record.
CGAAGGCUACGUUCAUCACUAAAGCGAGGUUUUGGUGUUUUUUGAACUUUUAAGAAAAUGCUAUAGAACUCCGCCGAGUCGAAGACGCAUUUAACGAUGGCCAACGCAGUGGUGGUGCUGGACAACGGGGCGCACACAGCCAAGGUGGGACUGGCCAACCAGGACGAGCCGCAGGUGGUGCCCAACUGCAUCAUGAAGGCCAAGAGCGAGCGACGGCGCGCCUUCGUGGGCAACCAGAUCGACGAGUGCCGGGACACCUCGGCGCUGUUCUAUAUACUGGCCUUCCAGCGCGGCUACCUGCUUAACUGGGACACUCAGAAGACCGUGUGGGACUACAUCUUCAGCAAGGACGGCAUCGGUUGCACCCUCGAUGGACGCAGCAUCGUGAUUACGGAGCCGCAGAUGAACUUCCAGAGCGUUCAGGAGGCGAUGUUGGAGAUGCUGUUUGAAGAAUACCGUGUAGGGGGCGUAUACAAGACAACCGCAGCCGACCUGGCCGCCUUCAACUAUGUGGCUGACAGCGAGGAGCGCACCACGAUGCAAUCACUGAACUGCAUCAUUAUCGACGUCGGCUAUAGCUUCACACAUGUUGUGCCCUUCGUCCUUGGACGCCGUGUGCUUGAGGGCAUCCGGCGCAUCGAUAUGGGUGGCAAGGCGCUGACCAAUCACCUCAAAGAGCUCAUAUCCUACCGUCAGCUGAACGUGAUGGACGAGAGCCACGUGGUCAACCAGAUCAAGGAGGACGUCUGCUUCGUGGCCGAGGACUUCAAGGAGGCAAUGCGGGUCCACCAGAGCGAGGAGAAGCGACGGGAGGUGACUCUGGAUUAUGUGCUGCCUGACUUUACCACGGUGAAGCGUGGCUAUAUCCGGGUGCCCGGUCAACCGCGGGAGGACGAGGACCAGCAGCAGUCGGUGCCGCUGUGCAAUGAACGCUUCACCGUGCCCGAGCUGCUCUUCAAUCCCUCCGACAUUGGUGUGCAGCAGGUGGGGAUACCCGAGGCGGUGGCCGAUUGCCUCAAGGCCUGCCCCUGGGAGGCGCAUCGAGAACUCCUGCUCAACAUACUCAUCGUGGGUGGCAGCGCUCAGUUUCCCGGAUUCCUGCCGCGCCUCAAACGCGAUCUGCGCGCCCUUGUGCCCUGCGAUCUGGAGGUCUCACUCAUCUGCCCCGAGGAUCCAGUGCGCUAUGCCUGGUAUGGCGGCAAGGAGGUAGCCACCAGCCCCAACUUUGACGAGUUCGUGUACACGCGCGAGGACUACGAGGAGUACGGAGCACAUGGGCUGAACCAGCGGUAGUCGUAAGAGUAGCACUUAAACUUGUAUGUAAUUGUAAACACAUUAAAACAGUAUCCAGAGAGGGAGCGAAAUCACA